Messenger RNA from Mesorhabditis belari, 1104 nucleotides. NCBI's taxonomy places the organism in Eukaryota, Metazoa, Nematoda, Chromadorea, Rhabditida, Rhabditidae. The record is from the annotation of a GenBank genome assembly.
AUGAAAGUUUUGGAGGAACGGGAUGUGGAUGAUAAAUCGAAAAGCCGCAAAGUUCGCCUGGAACUGACAAUGACAGCCACUACGACAGCGACAACGACAACUACAACUACUACAACGACAGCUACAACAACGACAACGACAGCUACAACAACGACAACGACAACUACAACUGCUGCAACGACAGCUACAACCACAACUACAACUGCAACCACAACGACAACCACAACGACAACAACAACGACAACGACAACUACUACAACGACAGCUACAACUACAACUACAACUACAACUACAACCACAACCACAACCACAACCACAACUACAACGACAACGACAACUACAACGACAACAACUACAACAACGACAACAACGACAACAACGACAACAACUACAACCACAACCACAACCACAACCACAACUACAACGACAACGACAACUACAACGACAACAACUACAACAACGACAACUACAACUACUACAACUACUACAACUACAACAACGACAACAACGACAACAACGACAACAACGACAACAACUACGACAACAACUACAAUAACGACAACAACAACGACAACCAGCACAACUACAACUACAACAACAACUACAACAACGACAACAACAACAACUAAAGCGACAACUACUACAACAACAACUACAACUACUACAACCACAACCACCACAAAGACUACAACGACUACAACAACCAAAACCACAACUACGACUGCUAAAUCAACGACAACAACGACGACAAAAACGACAACAACGACGACAAAAACGACAACCACAGGAACUCCUAGUCCUGCUUGUUUAUCUUGUAAGACGAGUCAAAUCACCUUUACACCGGCGCAAACGAAUCGAACUGGAUCAAUUGAUGCGACAUUCAGUGGACCGACAAAAACAGGAGUAAACGGUUGCCUUCAACUUACAGCCAUUUGUAACGGUGACGAUGGAUAUGUUUCUUUUAUGCAGUUUAACUGGCAGAAUGGUGGGCCGAUUGAAGAUGAACUGAUGCUACAAAAGACAACGGCAACGCUUGAUUGCAAAAAUGGGAAAUGGUUUUACAAGGCUCGCAAUGUGGUAGAAGUCGAUUGUCAACAAGCAGGC